AUGUUUCUGUGCCCAGUCGAUGAUGGAAGAGAAACCGGCCGUAUACGAAGAUUUGCAGUCCUCGAACUUGCCGGUGCUGUCAAGGCCCACGGUGUUGACAUUCGCCUUGACACCACACAUGAGGGCGGUGGCACAGGCCGAGGAACCCCCAACUUGGGCGUCGAUGUUGUAGGUCUGGAAGGAGAUCGACGUCGAGUCAUCUUCGGUUUCGAGGGCACCUCAUCAAAUCUGCGAAGAGGCAAUUGUCAAUCAGAAUCGAAAGCAACGAUAGUAGAUACAUCUGGAGGUGCGGUGAGACACACGGACCCCCCCGCCGCGGUAAUGGCCUCGCCCGUUACCUCGCUCCUAAGGGCUCGGAAUAUAACACAAAUAUACCAUCUUUCAUCAUCAGUGCGUGUAUGUUCUCAGGAGACCGAAUGUGUUAUGGAGAUUUACCAACCAUUAAUAACGACCCCAACUGCAGGUGUGAGACAGAUGAAUGGCUCUUCAUGGCUUGGAUCACAGCUGAGAGUGGAGGUUGCCAAGGAGAGUUUCUUGGACCGCUUGAAGAGAGAACGUAUGGAAGCACAGCAAGAGGAGAGAAAUGAUCAGUCAUCAUUUUCCAUGCCUAAUAGAUAUAACAGAGAGGAAAGCAGAGUGAAAUAUGACUAUAACCAAGGUAGGAAUGAAAAGAGGUUUGAUCAAAAUAACCGCCAAGAAAAUUUCAAUGGGGGCAAGAAAAGAGAAAGACCCUCAGAAGAAACAUAUGAGAAGCAGGGUGACACUUUUGGCACCAGAUCACAGCCAAUGAAGAGGAAUGCAACAGAGGAAACUAUGAUGACCAGCUUCAAGAAUUACUCCUCAGUGUGGAAUGACAGUGAGGAAGAAGAUUCUGGCCAUGGGAAAGACAAAAGGUCCAGAAAUAAGGCUGAAUCCAAAGGGUUCAUUGAUUCAGAUGGAGGAACAACAGCAGAUGAGGAGGAGGGAGAGGGCCAUGAUACAGGAGAUGUCAGGAAGGAGCAGCAGGCUCAGCUGAGAUUGCUGGAAAGCAUGCAAGGCACUAAUAAGACUAAGACAAAUUUAAGGUCACAGGCAAGUUCUGGCCAUAACAGUGACGUGCAGCCAAUCAUCAGGUUUGACCCAACCAGAAUGAAGCCUCAGCCUAAAGCACAACCAAAACAACCCUAUGUACCAGAGGACAAACCAAUUUUGACAGAUGAUUCAAAGUAUGUGAAAGUUUCAAAGGACCUUGACUUCACACAGAAAUCAUCUGGAUUCAGUCUUUUGGCACAGUUUGGAGAACUUAAGGAUGAAGAAAAAACAAUGGAAAUUCAAAAGACAGAGCCAGCUGUUAUACCCCAACAUGUUGAAGCAAAGCCACAUGUUGAACACCCAAAAGGAGUCAAGCAAUACAAUUUCUUCAUUACAUCCAGUGAUAAACAUAUAAAAGGUUAGUCUUAUUUGAAUUAU
Penaeus vannamei (Pacific white shrimp) is the source of this 1449-nucleotide messenger RNA. The record is from RefSeq and is a predicted model, not a curated record. NCBI's taxonomy places the organism in Eukaryota, Metazoa, Arthropoda, Malacostraca, Decapoda, Penaeidae.